Molecule: messenger RNA, 4514 nt
Organism: Poecilia latipinna (sailfin molly)
Lineage: Eukaryota; Metazoa; Chordata; Actinopteri; Cyprinodontiformes; Poeciliidae
Product: transmembrane protein 121-like
Exons: 2
Coding region: 1525-2475 (316 amino acids)
Source: RefSeq, a predicted model, not a curated record
AGGAGCCGCUGCCUCCCCCUUCACCUCACUAACUCUCCCCACCAACAUUCACAGCCUUCUGGGAAGCUGGAUUUCUACAUCCCGUCCCCCUGAAGAGGAUUUCCUCCGUCCAGUGGCUCACUCUAAAUCUCUGCACCUUCCAAGUCGAGAGAGAGAGAGAGAGAAAAAAAUGCAUGUUGAGGUAACGAGCUUCUUAAAGAGUGAGGAAAGCACCACUUCAUCUGGGAACUAAAAAAUGAGAUUGCCGGAGAAAAUAGGAUAUCAGCGCUAAGCAUAAUGUGACAAAAAAGAAGAGGAGGAAACGAGGUGAGAGAGGGAGAAGUUGUGCAUUCAGCUAACCCCCCUCCUCAGCCUGCCUCUCUCCACCCCCUAGAAAAGUCUCUCCCUCUCUCUACCUCUUUUCUCUCCGUCUCUCUGCAGCUGUGCUCUGCUGAGCGUCACCUCCACACAGCAAGUGCCUUUACUUCAGCAGAAGAGGGAGAAAGAAGAGGAAGGUGGCUGCGAGCUCCAGAGCAAAAGAAACCUCAGGAGUGCGUCUGCACGCGGCAGAGGAGUGCUUCUCUCUACACUUCAUACAGAGGGGCUAAGAAGCGCACAGAGACCAGGAAGAGGCGGCUGCGUUGGAGUAACGCUGUGCCGGUGGUGCCGACUGGGGACAGGGGAAUCCACUGACACUGUUGAUCCUGGUGGCGCUGGCAAAAAGCUUCCAGAAGGAGACAGAGAAGCGGAAAAGCAGACAGGAGCUCGCCAAGGGGGCAGCAUUUUACUUCGGAAAACGAAGCGUGGCGGCAGCAGAAACGCACACAGAGAGAUACUCUCACAAAAACCAGAGUGGAAAAAGGACAGCGAGACAGCCACUGCAUUUAAAAAUCCACUACAACCCUUCAGUUUCUUCUGACUUAACCAAGAAAUGUCUCAUGUUGUUGCCCGUGGAUGAUGGAUAUUAACUUCUGGAGAGAAAUUUGUCUUCUAAAAUAAGAUUUUUUUUCCAAACUUUGCUACUUUUUUUUUUUUUUUUUUUUGGAGUUGGGCCUGUAAACCGUUUGAGCACAUCACAGAUUUCUUCUUAGUUACAGAAAUGGAGAGUUGUCUUGGGGACCGUUGAGAUGCCUCCUCCUGAUUCAGAGUAGAAAGUGGAUUAUGACGGCAGUAUUUUGCGAUUUCUUCUUUGCACCAUAAAGAAAAAAAAAUCCAUCUACGUCUGCUGGAUUUAUGUCUGAGAGAAGGAGAAGAUCUCAGGCAUUUUCUCGUCUCCUGUGGAUUACCUAUGGGUUUUCUCUCAUGGAUGAUUGCUUGCUGCCAGUUAUUAAGAAAAAGUAUGAAAAGGGACAAGUGGCUUGGGCACAAACAGAGAUUGAUUGAAGUGAUCUCUGGGAAUCCAAUUAAUGUAUCCUGGAUUCUUUCCGAGACAGAAGAAAUGGAGGGGAAAACCACCAUCUAGUUUAAACUGAGAAACCUCUGCACUCCCCAGUCAGCAACUCUCCUCCUCCUCCUCCUUUCCCACCACCUUCAACCCAGGCAAGGAUGGUACCCCCACCCCCCACCAACAAGCCCCACGUUUGCCUUUCCACCAUUCUUAUCAUGAGCAGCAUGGCACUAAUUGAUGCCUACCUGGUGGAGCAGAACCACGGACCCCGCAAGAUUGGCAUCUGCAUCAUGGUGAUGGUGGGGGACAUCUGUUUUUUGAUCGUGCUCCGAUACGUGGCAGUGUGGGUGGGCGCUGAGGUGCGGACUGCCAAACGAGGCUAUGCCAUGAUCCUCUGGUUCCUCUAUAUCUUUGUGCUCGAGAUCAAAGUCUACUUUGUGUAUCAGAACUACAAAGCAGACAGGAAGAGCUUGGACGCUCUCGCGAGGAAAGCCUUGACAUUGCUGCUGUCCAUUUGCAUUCCAGUGCUGUUCAUUGUGCUGGUGGCCAUCGACCACAUGGAGUACGUCAGGGCUUUCAAGAAACGGGAGGAGAUUCGCAAUCGCCUCUUCUGGGUAGUGGUGGACUUGCUGGACAUACUGGACAUUCAAGCUAACUUGUGGGAGCCUCAGAAGAAAGGGCUUCCUCUGUGGGCAGAAGGCCUCAUGUUCUUCUACUGCUACAUCUUGCUCCUUGUGCUGCCCUGUGUGUCUUUGAGCGAAAUCAGCAUGCAGGGCAUAAACAUUGUCCCCCACAAGAUGCUACUUUACCCCAUCCUCAGCCUGGUGACCAUUAACAUCAUCACGCUCUUCAUCCGUGGAGGAAACAUGUUUCUGUACAGGGACGCAAGAGUAUCUGGCAUCCUAAUCGGAAAGAACAUACUGGCCAUCAUCCUAAAGACCUGCAGCUUUGUGCAGUACAGAAGACAGUUGCAGAACGCUCCUCCUGCCUUUGGAGUGGAGCUGCAGAAAAACUCAGUUGCACAAGCUCGUCCUGCGCCCACUCCACCUCAAGUGGUCAUGCAGGACCAGACGCCUCUACCCGAAGUGACAACCUGUGAACACACAUGACAUAAUGUCGGGGGUGAACCCUAUGAAAUGUCAAUAUGAGUAAAUGGGACUCUCAGGAUGCUGGCAGGGAGCAGUGUUCCACACCUUUUAGGUCGUGUGAACACUCAUGUGAACACACGGGAGAUGAUGAUCCCUGAUGCUUAAUAGCACACAGGACACUGCAGACACUUAGUGCAGACAGAGCAGUGCCGUCACAGCGGCAUUACCGAUGACUCAAAGCAUUUCCCAUGGUGAAUUUAAUUACCUGUGUAUUUUUUCUAUAUGUACAAAGAAAACAAAAACCUACUGCAAAAAAAAAAAAAAAAAAAUAGAGUAUAUUUUUGAAUUGUGUGUUGCAUUCCAAUCGGAAACCUAAGGGUCUGUGUGCUGUGGCGUGUAUUUCUGUUUCUCAGUUGUUUCUUAGUAGUCGAGGGCUUUACCUUGUCAAAGUGAGAUGAGACCCAAUGAGAAAAUCAAAGUAAUGAGGGUAAAAAAAACAGCGGUGAAAGCCCUGUCUCUUAAAAGAAGUGCGUUUUUAUAUGUGGCUCUUUGAUCAAAUACUGUGUAAAAGAUAAAGGCUUUCCUGCUUUCUCACUGGCUGUAAGGUUUCGUCAUAAAAUCAUUUUAAAGUUAUUGGUCCAAUGAGUAUAUUUAUUUUUUUAAGAAAUUAUUUAGUAAAUGCCAACUUUGUGACCAGUGUUAGGAGAAAAUAAAUUAGAUAAUCAGUUCAGUACAGAUGGGAAGCUUACAUCCAUUCAUGACAGACUUAAAUUUAAAUUAUGGGCUUUUAAUCAUAAAUUUGAAUUAGUUUUUUUUUCCAGUGUGAGAUGAUUGAGCAACUAACUACCAUAAAAAAAUAGAACUGGUUACACAUAUUUGAGUUUAACAUAAAUAUUUUCUAAUUUACAGAGUCUACAUAAUAACUGACACAUACACAUGUCCCCUGCUAAUAUUUGGACAGAUUUCCAUUAGCAAACUGUAUAUUAAACAGAGACGGGUUUUUGCCACCAACACACUUACGGAAAAAUUUUGUCUGAACGUUUGACUUCUGCUUUGGGAAUAAUUGAUAAUGUUAAUUUUAACUGGUUUGUUUCUCAGUGUGGAUAACUCUUACAAGCAUAGUUAAGAAUGUUAAAAAAGGCUGAGGUCUGGGUUUUGAGAAGCACCUUUCAGAAACAUAAUCUUUUUAUGUGUGUAUGAUCCUGUUGGAACACACUGUCUGACCAAGGCAAGGACUGAAAUACCUAGAUGUAAUGUUACUUGACACACUGUUGGCUGGCAAUUGCAAACUAGCCAAUCCAGGAGUACCAUUAAGGAAGCGCCAAAUAAGGAAGACUGUAGAGAUUAGCUUCUCGAUAGUGUUAAGAUUCAUAUUAAGGUACUUUUGGUGUCUGAACUAUUAAGAUGGGCAGCUAUAAGCAUUUUUUGAGAGGGCCUGAAGUAUUCAUGGGUUUUAGGUAUUCACAUGUGACUAUGCUCCUUAACCCCAAUACAUACCAGUGGUUCACUGUAUUAUUGUCAUUUUUAAGAGUUUGUGCUUCUUUAUUCACCCUUUGUGAAAAACAAGGUCAUGCAUACGUGCAUCAAGCUAGUCACAUUGACAUGCAGCUUCCUGUUAGCAGCGUUGAUCUCCUUCAAAAUAAACCUUGAGUCAAAACAGCAUUUAUGGCCAUAAAUGUUAACACAGCGAACAGUGUGAUGCUCUGCAUUUUCAGGUCACUUCUGUGCCAUUUGUUGUUCAGACUGGUGUCUGAACAACAAAAAGACUGUCUCAUCAAAACAUUUUAAUUAGUCAACACCCAACCAAUUGAGAUGAGUUGAAUUGGUUUGAUAUCCAGACAAAUUAAAGCAAGAAGUCUGUUCAUCAUUUCAAGAAGUCAGUGGUCAAGGUGCAACUUGACCACAAUGGACAUUUAAACAUUAGCAGGUGAAAUUUAACAUAUGAAAAAAACAAAGCAGAUUUAAACUUUCGAAAGUAUGUUUUGUUUAAUUACUUCACUCUGAAAAAGAAUUGCAAUGCGUAAAGUUUUCUUUCACAAAUAUAAAUUGUUUUUGAGUUU